AUGCAUUCUGACAGAAGCCGUCGUCGAUGGCGCCAAAAUCAACUGAGCAAUUCUAACAUAGCCACAGACGCACUACAAUUACUCUUGCAAUUAACUCCUAUGAACAAUGAUACAUUGAUUGCUACACAGACGUCCAUAAAUUUUGAUGAUGAAUAUUUAAACGCCAGCGUGAACAGUGGAAGAGAAAACGAUUAUAGUCCACCAUCUCCUGCUUUUCCAGGAGAGAGACGCAUUAAGCCCACAAAACUGGAUUCAGCGUCUACACUGAUGGUACAUAAAAUUCGAAAUGGUCUGCCUAAUGAUGUUUUAGAUGAUAUUUGUAAUUUAUUAAAAUGUUAUGAUGUCGAAAAUUCAUGCCAUUCAUCCGAUAGUGCUAAAAACAAAGUGGAUAAGAAAAAGGCAGCGUCAUUACAAACUCGAUAUUACAUAUGCCAAGACUGUAGUAGAUCGUUGAAAGUUGACACUAAAGCGAAAGAUAAAGACUGUGAAAAGUGUAAGAAGUUAUUCUCUCAUGAAUUCUAUUUAGCAUCGACGAAAAGUCAACUUCAACAAAUGUUAAAACAUGCCGGAAUGUACGACAUGAUGCGAAUCACAAGGAAGACAAACAGAGAAGAACUAAAAGACACAUAUUACGGCAAAUUUCUAAAUUCUGAACCAGAAACUACUUUUACAUUGACCUUAAAUGCUGACGGUAUUCAGAAGAAUAAGGCCAAUUCGACUACUGGUUUAUGGCCUAUUGUGUUAAUUCUGAAUGAACUUCCAUAUCCGCAAAAACGUUAUAUCGAAAAUAUUCUUCUUGCUGGAAUUGUUCGUGCAAAGAAAAGUCCUAACAACAACGUUAUUCAAGCAUGCCUAAAUCUUGUUGUUGAUGAAUUAUUAGAACUAGAAGCUGGUGUUUCCUUUUAUAUUAAAGACACAGACAAUACCAAAAAGUUGAAUAUGUAA
Messenger RNA from Didymodactylos carnosus, 945 nucleotides. Lineage: Eukaryota; Metazoa; Rotifera; Eurotatoria; Philodinida; Philodinidae. The record is from the annotation of a GenBank genome assembly.